AUUGAAAUAUCAUAGAAUAUAUUUCUUCCUAUUUUUUCUCCCAAAAUUUCUCAAAUAUUGUGUUCUUCACCUACAGAUUAGCUAAUUUUUGUCCAUUGAAGAUUACGUUGAAACUUUUUUAAUCCUUAUUAACUCGCAUAGAUUUGAUUUGAAGAUUUUUGCGGUAAAUUUUAUAUCUUUACGGAUAUAUAUGUUUGUUCUUCUUUAUUUUUUAAAGUUAUUAUCUACAUUACCCACUAUUUUUAUUCAAUUUUUCAUAUAUAUAUAUAUAUAGUGUUAAUUAGGUGUGCAAGUAACUAAUUUGUAGUUUUUCAAAUGAAUGGAGAAACCCCUUUUAGGAGAGUAACAAGAGGUAUUGAGCAUGUAGAUAAGACUAAUUGUGGUACUCCAUCGUCUGAUUUGAGAGUUUCUCAAUUAGACAGUGACAAAGUAAGUUUUAUUGCUGAAUUGGAAGAAGAUAAGUUGAGAGCAGAGACUCGAAGGAAAAGUGACAAUGACUUUUUUAAAAUUCGAAAUAGCAUGUUAGAUUGUCAAUCAAAAGACGAUUCAAUCAACGCUUCAAAAAUAUCAAUGGUCAGUACAAGUAGAUCAAAAAAUAAUGAAAAGGAAAAGAAAUGGCAAAUUCUAGCAAUGAUGAAAGAGGAAAAUGUUCCAAGCUUUAUCAAUCCAAAGCGGAGAGUGACGAUGUUGAGAUUCAACAUAAGGUAUUUUUUUAUAUUUAUCAAUUAGAUUUUUUUGUAGUUUAGUUAUCUCAUAAUAUUAAAGUUUUGUAUUUGUACGAUUGUAUUCGGUGUAAAGAUGUAUACAUAUAUCAACAUCAUACAGCUAUACUUAUGUAAAUAUAACUAUAUAUGUGAACAUAUACAUACACACACAUAUAUACAUAAAGUUAUACAUAUAUUCAACUAUAAAGUUAUAUAUAUCUCAUUGUUCUGGAUGAUAUGUGGAACAACAACUAUAGAGAGUGGGAUGACUUGAGAAAUCUCUUUGUACAAGGAGCUACGGGAAGUAAGAUCAUUGUAACUACACGUAAGGAGAGUGUUUCCCAGAUGAUGGGUAGUGGGGCAAUAAACGUGGCGAUUCUGUCUAGUACAGAUUCUUGGGCUUUAUUCAAACGACAUUCUCUAGAAAAUAGGGAUCCUCCGAAGGAAUAUCCAGAACUUGAAGAGGUUGGAAAACAAAUUGCAGACAAGUGCAAAGGAUUGCCUUUAGCUUUAAAGGCACUUGCUGGUAGUUUAUGCUACAAAUCAGAGGUGGAUGAGCGGACAGACGUUUUAAGAAGUGAAAUAUGGGAGCAGACUUUGAAUGAUGUUUUACCAACAUUGAUGUUGAGCUACAAUGUGUUAAUAGAACUUUAUUGAAAGGAAGAAAGGCUAAGGUUUACAAUAUAAUCUGAAAAGCCUGAAACUAACUAAACAAAAGUAGGCUAUAUAUACAUAGCCAAUAACCUAAAGGUCCAUAAACUA
Messenger RNA from Capsicum annuum, 1466 nucleotides. Its product is annotated as putative disease resistance protein RGA3. Gene Ontology annotation, biological process: defense response to other organism. The record is from RefSeq and is a predicted model, not a curated record. Bases 942 to 1361 code for a protein of 139 amino acids. Gene Ontology annotation, molecular function: ADP binding. NCBI's taxonomy places the organism in Eukaryota, Viridiplantae, Streptophyta, Magnoliopsida, Solanales, Solanaceae. The transcript has a single exon.